Messenger RNA from Saprolegnia parasitica CBS 223.65, 633 nucleotides. RefSeq lists its product as hypothetical. The record is from RefSeq and is a predicted model, not a curated record. The transcript has a single exon. The coding region runs from base 1 to 633 and encodes 210 amino acids. Lineage: Eukaryota; Oomycota; Saprolegniomycetes; Saprolegniales; Saprolegniaceae.
AUGGCGCAGAUGAUUCCCGAUGGGGACGUGAGCCUCUACUGGGGCGACGAGCUCGACUCGGUGGACAUAGCCGACGUCAUGGCCUCGGCUCUCUUGGUGGCGUCCGACGCCGAUCAGCUUCCCGUCAUCUCGGAGGCAUCGCUCUUGGACUUGCUCUCGGACGAUACGACUGACCUAUCGAUGCUCCUCGACUUUGAAAAGACACCGGACGAGCUCCACAUGCAGUGGACGUCGUCGGUGGAGGCGAAGGCGUCAACUCGACCUCGAAAGCUCUGCUCGCAUCCAGGCUGCGGCAAAACGGCGCGGGUCAAAGGCCAUUGCACAGCGCACGGGGGGCGUCGAUCGUGCAGCGAGCCCGGCUGCACAAAAGUGCCUCAAGUCGGUGCCAAGUGCUCCGAUCACGGUGGCUUCACCAACUGUACAGUGGAGGGCUGCAAGAAGCGAGCGCAGUCCAAGGGUCUCUGCAAAACCCAUGGUGGCGGCAUGCGUUGCCAGGCCGACGGCUGCACGAAAGCCGUGACCUCGAACGGCCGUUGCCGAUCGCACGGAGGUGGGUCCAAAUGCUCGGUCGCAAACUGUGAAAAGUGGGCCCAGCGGCGAGGAUUGUGCACCUCGCACGCCAAGCAGAUGUAA